Messenger RNA from Condylostylus longicornis, 2261 nucleotides. Its product is annotated as early endosome antigen 1-like. Gene Ontology annotation, molecular function: metal ion binding; GTPase activator activity. Gene Ontology annotation, biological process: endocytosis. The record is from RefSeq and is a predicted model, not a curated record. The transcript has 9 exons. Gene Ontology annotation, cellular component: intracellular membrane-bounded organelle. NCBI's taxonomy places the organism in Eukaryota, Metazoa, Arthropoda, Insecta, Diptera, Dolichopodidae. Bases 220 to 2106 code for a protein of 628 amino acids.
AUCACGGCUGACAGUCACAGAACAUCUUUUGUAAUGUUAAUUUACACAAAAGUAGCUGUCCAUAUGUUAUUGUACAUCCACGGUAAUACUGUAUCAGUUUAAGUCAUUCAAAAUAAAAUUAGGCUUUUAUAAUUUGUUUAUAUAAAAACUGGCAUGCAACUAUCAGAGUAUUUUCAAAAUAUUUAGGCUAGGGAAGGAACCAACAAAAAAUCAUUUGAUAUGUCAAGUAGAUUAGAAGCGGAUUUAUUAGAAAAGGUAGAGCAACUGCAGGCGGAAAACAAAAAGAUUCACGACGAGUUUAAUAUUCAAAGGGCGAAGCUAAAAGAAAUAUUUUUGCAGAAAGAAUCCGAAUGUUCAAUGUUAAAACAGGAACUUGACGAGAUGAGGAGUCAGUUUUUCGUUGCUGAAUGUAGAAAAGAUAAUGAAAUAUCAUUGAUUGAUCGUAAGGCACAAGAAGAAAUUUCUUCUCUUCAUCAUAUAGUACAAGAAACUAUUGAAGAAUCGACUAUUUGCAAAAAUGACUUAGAAAAAUUACUUGAGGGAUAUAACCGAUUAAAAAUUGAAAAUGAACGUCUAAAAGGAGAAAUAAUUGAACGCCAGGAACAAUCAAGCCUAGUACCUGUUCUAAGCCAUGUAAAAUCUUUAACAAAAAAACUGGUGGGUGAUAACACUAUAAGUAGUAUUAGUACCAAGGAAGAAAAUGAAGAAGAGUUUAUAAAAUCCAAUAAAUAUGCUAAAGAAGAUGCCCAAAUCUUAAGAUCUCUUGUUAUUUCUCUUGAAGAAGAAAUUGAAGCUUUAAAAGAAAAAUUAAGAACAGCUGAUGAUGAACUUCAAUAUUACCGAAAUAGAAAUGAGAAAAAGAUUGCAUUAGAAAAUAAACUUAGCCCAUCAGAUGAAAUAAAAUCUGGAGAAAUUUAUGUGCGCAAAGUUGAUAAAUCAACAUCAAUGCAGUUUGGAUGUGAAAAUUGUAUUUUAAAGGAUAAAAAUAUUUCUAUGCUAGAGCAGAUUGAAAAAAAUGAUAAGCUAACGCUAUUCAAGCUUGAGAAAGUACUUGCUGAAUAUAAAAGUGAAUUGGCCAAAGAAGCUGCACUUCGUAAAGAUCUAGAAAUUCAGUGGCAAGGUAAGAGGGAAGUUCAUAGAGAAGAAGUAAUAAAACUAACCGAGCGAAUUAUCGGAACUGAAAAACAGUUGCAUAACGUUACCGAAAAAUUUUUUGAGAUGAAAAGCACAUUUACCAAACAACUAUACCGUAUUACUGAAGAUCGUGAAAAUAUUAACAAACAUCUGGAAGCACUUCAGAAUGAUAACGAUUACUUAUCGGGAAGGUUUUUGGCAACCUCAGAAGAAUUGGAAAAUCAAAAUAUUAACUUGCCCAAUAAUGUUGAGGAGCUGCAUGAACACAUUCUUCGUCUUCAAAGUGACUUGAUACAAGCGAGAGUGGGUGUAGAGUUUGAAAAAAAGAAAAAUGUUGCUUUUAUUGAUGAAAACAAUAUUUUAAGAGAACAACUAAAGCUAAAUAAUCAAGAAAAUGAAGAAGAAAAAAUAAGAGUACAAAAACAAAUCAGAUGUUUAAAUGAUCGUUUGCGUGAAUAUCUACUUCAAGGUGAAGAUUAUGAGACGAAAAAGGAAAAAGCUGAAAGAAAAGAAUCAGAAAUGAGUAAAAGUAUUUCUGAAUUAAGAGUGCAAGUUAUUGAAUUACAAGGAGAAAAUGAAAAACUAAGAAGAAAUAAUGAUGAUUUGAAAUGUAAAAUAAUUAAUCUGCAAGAAGAUUUGAAAAUGGGAGAAGAUGUGCAAAAAGACUUCGUAAAACUUUCUCAAUCCCUUCAGAUUACCCUAGAAGGUAUACGUCAAGCAGAUACGCAAGUUCGUUGGCAAGAUGAUGAUGAUGUUGAAAAAUGCCCUAAUUGCUCUGUGACAUUCACAGUCACAUGUAGGAAACAACACUGUCGUCAUUGUGGCAAAAUAUUUUGUGAAAAGUGCUUAACAAAAGUAGUUCCUUCUGGACCGCGGCAAAAAAUGGCAAGGGUUUGCGACAUAUGUCAUACAGUGCUAACACCAAAUAUAGCGCCUUAUUUUAGUAAGAAGCCGCCGAAUUCUCCUUUGUAAACAUUUACGGUAAUUUAUUCAAAAAAAUUUUUAAGUUUCAAUUUUUCUUCGAUUUUGGAUAUAUGUACAAAGAUUAAGAAAGGAAAAUGAAAACAAAUGUUUUUAAUGUAUUAUUUUUAAUUAUUAAGGAUUAAAUAAAAUAAUAUUAUACAAUC